Messenger RNA from Pistacia vera, 5269 nucleotides. RefSeq lists its product as uncharacterized. The transcript has 19 exons. NCBI's taxonomy places the organism in Eukaryota, Viridiplantae, Streptophyta, Magnoliopsida, Sapindales, Anacardiaceae. Gene Ontology annotation, biological process: regulation of transcription by RNA polymerase II. The coding region runs from base 371 to 4798 and encodes 1475 amino acids. The record is from RefSeq and is a predicted model, not a curated record.
AACGCGAAUCUACCUCUCUCUCUCUCUCUCUUCUCUUCGAUAGCGAAAUCGAAUUACGAAAAAACAAAACAAUCCAAACCACAUUAAAAAAGAACGGAUCCGAGAAACCACGCACCUGAAUAACUGAAACCCUAGCCCUAGCCGCGUCUUAUCCUCUCUCUCACUCUCUUCCCACCUUGUAUCCGUCACGUGAACUCUGUAACACAGUAGAUUUUAAUUAAUUAGGGUUAGGUUUAGGGUUAGGGUACAAUUAGGGUUAGGGUUUUUGAUCUUAUGUGCAUGCGAAGGUAUUUUGGGGCCGACAUAGAUUAAAAUUAGAAUUAGAAUAGGGUUAGGGUUAGGGUAAAGGUUUGUCUUAGGGGAUGAUGGAAUGUGGCGGUGGUGGAGUUGGAGGAGGUGGUGGUGGUGGUGGUUGUUUUUGGUGAUGAGCGGAGAUUUUCGAUGUCACAAGCAGAAGAAGAUGAUGGGUAGGGGUGCGGACGGAGGUUGCGGCACUGAUGAAAGGCCUUGCCGCCCUGCUGUUUCUAAAAUUCCGGCUAAAAUUCCGGAAGCUACCAAAGAUAGCAGCAGUGUUGACUUAUUUUCGCAGGCUCGGAAGGCGCUUUCCGAGCGGUCCCCUUUUGAUGUUGCUGAAGAUGGAGUUUUAAGUGAGACUAAUUUACCCAGUGUUUUUGCCAGUUUGUUAAAGCAAUCUGAUAGUAGAAAGCGGCACAAGUCUCACUCGGUUGCGGAUAAGAAGUCUUCUACCAAGAGCGAGAGGUCUAAAGGCAAAGGUGGUAGUAUUUGGGUCGAGACUGAGGAAUAUUUUAGGGACUUGGCAUUGCCUGAUAUCGAUGCUUUAUCUGAGGUAGCUUCCGUUAGUUCUUUAGCUUCUAAGAAGUGUUUUCUGAUUCCGUUUCGUGGAAAUGAUGAUGGAAGUAAUGCGAAUGUGAGUGGAGUUGAGUGUGUUAGUUGCGGGAAUGGCGAUGCUAAUGGGGUUGUUACUAAGGAGGAGUUUAAAGAUGAUGGUGAUAAAGAAGAUGAUAAACAGUUAAUGGAGAUUGAUGGCUGUGGGGACGAUAGUUUGAUUAAUGAAGAAAUGAGUUCUUCUAGUGCGGAUUCCUAUGUAGGUUUAGAGUGGCUAUUAGGUUGUAGGACUAGGGCUUUGUUAACUUCGCAUCGGCCUUCAAAAAAGAGGAAGCUUUUAGGUGGUGAUGCAGGAUUGGAGAAAAUUUUGAUCGGUUGUCCUUGUGAAGGGAACACGGGUCUAUGCGACUUUUGCUGCAGUGGUGAUACGGGGAAAGAUUUCAACAAAUUGAUCGUUUGCAGUUCUUGUAAGGUUGCAGUUCAUCAGAAGUGUUAUGGCGCACUGGAGGCUUCAGAUGGUUCUUGGUUAUGUUCUUGUUGUAAGGAAAAGAAGAAUGAUAACGGAAAUUUAGUGAAGCAGCCAUGUGUGGUUUGUGCAAAGCCAGGGGGUGCUUUGAAACCUGUUCUUGGGAGGGUUGAAGAUGGAGGGUCUGUGGAAUUUGCUCACUUAUUUUGUUCUCUGUUGAUACCUGGAGUCUUUAUAGAGGACAUGACGAAGAUGGAGCCAAUUAUGAAUUUGGAGGGAAUACAAGAAACCAGAAAGAAAGCAGUGUGUAAUGUGUGCAAAAUGAAGUCGGGAGGUUGUGUCCGCUGCAGUUAUGCUUCUUGUAGAAUUUCUUUCCAUCCUAUGUGUGCAAGGGAGGCAAGGUACAGAUUGGAGGUGUGGGGAAAAUAUGGAUGUGAAAACGUUGAGUUACGGGCUUUUUGCUUAAAGCACUCAGACAUCCAGGACAAAAGUAGUAACCCACACAUGAGAGAUCCCCGAUCAGCUAUUGGCAGUGACUCCUCGGGUUCCAAUCAACUUCUAGGGACUUUGCCAAUGAACAAAUUACAAAAGGUGAAGAUCUGUCGAAAAAAUGGAGAUAAACUUGCAGUUCACAUGGAUGCUUCUGAUGCCAAUUCUGAUAGAUCCAGUGACAGUGAAGAGCGGGGGUUGUCUGGUUCCAGAUUAAAUGGUGCAACUAUGUCUGAAUGUGGUGAGGCUCAGGGAAUGUUAUUAGACAAAAGCGAUAGUGAGGAUGUUAAUCCUUCUGGCUCCUUAAAUUUUGCUGUGAUUUUGAAGAAGUUAAUUGAUCGUGGAAAAGUCAAUGUUAAAGAUGUAGCAUUGGAGAUUGGCAUUUCCCCUGAUUCAUUGAAUACAACACUUGCUGAUGGUAGCCUGGGUCCUGACAUGUUAUGCAAAAUAGUCAAAUGGUUCAACAAUCAUGCAUGUUUGGGUAGUUUGCAGAAAAACUUUAAAUUUAAGUUAAAAUCCUCAAUUUCUUCCAAGGCUGAGACUGAUGUUGCUGAUCCUGAUGGUGUAAUGGUAUCAGAGCCUGAUAUUUCAGAUCCUGUUGCCGUUAAGUCAGUACCUCCACGUAGAAGAACCAAAAGUAGCAUGAGAAUUUUGGGAGAUAAUAAAGUAAUAUGCUUAUCUGAUGAGAUCUUGGGUGACAAUGGGGUAAUGAAGAAUCAGGUAAAAAUAGAUCAAAUUGACAGUGAUGAAGCAGUGAAUUCAUGCAAAGUAUCCAUACCAGAUGCCACUGAAAAGAGUUCAACCAAUCCUGAUAAUGUUGAAGAUUCUCAGGCAAGGCACUCACUGAAGUCUGAAGGCAACUCAGUUAAACCCUCAGAUUGCAGCUUUUCUGAAAAAUGUCAGCCAGAGGAGGCUGAAAUUCCUGGACAGAAUUUAUUGGUGAAAGCAGAUCAGGAAAAUCCUCUUUGUUCAACUGUGAAUCUGCUUAUCCCUGACAUAAUCAAGACAGAAGCUUCUGGUUUUUAUGUGCACCCAUAUUUGCAAAAAGCAUUUAUGCUGAUGCAGAGUGGGAUGCUUUCAAAGAACCAAGUACAUGAAUCAGAUGGUUCAGGUGAGGGAGAAAUAUCCCGUCUGGAGGCAUCUUCCAAUGCCAGUGUUUGUUGUAAUCACCAUAGUCAACAUCCGAAGUGCAAUGAUGCGAUCUGUAAAUUUGACGGAGUAAAUUUAGAGCAGUUGGUUAAAGCUAGGAAAUUGGGAGUUUUAGAAUUGUCUCCCCUAGACGAAGUGGAAGGGGAAAUUAUUUAUUUUCAGCAUAGGUUACUUGGCAAUGCAGUGACUAGAAAGCGGUUUGCUGAUAAUUUGGUUUCCAAGGUUGCCAAGAGUCUACAACAGGAGAUUGACAUAGCACGGAUGCGAAGAUGGGAUGCUGUGCUUGUUAACCGAUAUCUAUGUGAACUUAGAGAAGCAAGGAAGCAGGGAAGGAAAGAGAGAAGGCAUAAAGAAGCCCAGGCUGUGCUAGCUGCCGCAACUGCUGCUGCAGCAGCUUCUUCUAGGAUUUCAUCAUUUAGAAAAGAUGCUCUCGAAGAAUCUUCACCUCAGGAGAACUUAUUGAAGUCAAAUUCUCAUAACGGAAGGGCUGGCAUUAGUUCACAGGUGAUGCCUCGGGCUAAGGAGACACUUUCAAGGGUGGCUGUCCCGAGGGUUUCAUUGGAGAAGUACUCUGAUUUGGUUCAUCCAGUCUCAGAUUUUUCUAAAGAACAUCCUAGAUCAUGUGACAUUUGCAGACGCUCUGAGACAAUAUUGAACCCUAUAUUAGUCUGUUCAAGUUGCAAGGUUGCUGUACAUUUGGAUUGCUAUCGGAGUGUUAAAGAAUCUACAGGUCCUUGGCACUGUGAAUUAUGUGAAGAAUUAUUAUCGUCUAGAUCAUCUGGAGCUCCAUCUGUCAAUUUUUGGGAGAAACCUUUUUUUGUUGCAGAAUGUGGUUUAUGUGGUGGCACUACCGGUGCUUUUAGGAAAUCUGCAGAUGGUCAUUGGGUGCAUGCCUUCUGUGCUGAGUGGGUCUUUGAGUCAACAUUCAGGAGGGGACAAGUAAAUCCUGUUGUGGGAAUGGAGACUGUUUCAAAAGGGACUGCUGUUUGUUGUGUCUGCCGGCACAGAAAUGGUGUCUGCAUAAAGUGCAACUUUGGUCACUGUCAGACCACAUUUCAUCCCACCUGUGCUAGAAGUACUGGGUUUUACAUGAAUGUAAAGUCUACUGGUGGCAAUUUCCAGCACAAGGCUUACUGUGAAAAGCAUAGCUUGGAGCAGAGGGCAAAGGCUGAAACUCAAAAACAUGGGGUUGAGGAAUUGAAAAGCAUUAAGCAAAUCAGGGUUGAGCUAGAGAGGUUACGCCUCCUCUGUGAGCGAAUCAUCAAACGUGAGAAGAUAAAGCGAGAGUUGAUUCUUUGCUCUCACGAUAUACUUGCUUUCAAAAGAGACCAUGCUGCUCGUUUGGCACUGGGCCGCACUCCCUUUCCACUUCCAGAUGUUAGUUCAGAAUCUGCUACAACUUCACUUAAAGGUCAUACCGAUGAUUAUAGAUCAUGCAGUGAAGCUCUCCAGCGUUCAGAUGAUAUAACUGUGGACAGCAGUACUGCUGUUAAGCACCGAAUUAAGGUUCCUCUGUCCAUGGAAGCUGACCAAAAGACAGAUGACAGCUCUACUUCACAAAAUCUUUUUACCCAAAAACCUUUGGAGAGGUUGACAUUUUCUGGGAAACAAAUACCUCACAGACCUCUUUUAUCACGUAGUCUCUCAAAUGAAGAGGAAUGGAGCUCAAAAGCUCGAAAGCAUUUCGAAACAUUUGAAAAAGAAAUGGUAAUGACAUCAGAUGAAGCAUCUAUGAAGAAUCGGAAAUUACCUAAAGGGUAUUUGUUUGUCCCUCUUGAUUGCCUUCCAAAGGAGAAGCAGAUCAACCACCAUACAUCGUCUGUUGAACCGGUGGAACCUGAUGACUAGACUGACAAUUACUGGGCCGUCUAUGUGCCAAUCGGAGGUUUGACAAUUUUACCUUGUCCCAGAUAACUGCAUUCUGCUCGGGGCCUGCUAUAUUUAUUUGAUUUUGAUGGCGGAGUGUCGGUGGAAUUAAUGCUUAUAUGUUGCUGGCCAGUGUGUACUCACGAGUGGGAGUGACAUUCUGGUUUGGGUGGGGAAGUUUUGGAAUCAUUGUUGUAUAUUCAUUGUGAGAGUAAUUGUACAGUGGGUGAGAGUUUAUUCCAAAUCUCAUUUGUAUUGCGAGGGGCUCCAUGUUCAUUUUAUUGAUGUUUGUCGCUUUGGUUAGGGGAUGGUCAUGGAGAGGGCUGAACAGAAGCUCCUCUUCAUGUAUCUGUAUGCAAGGAAUUAAAUGAUGUCACCUACUGUGUUGCUCUGUAAAGUUAGUGUAUAUAUUCUCACAGUAAGAAUCCUCAAAAGAAAUUGCGUUUAAAAUCA